AUGGCGACUCAUGUUGAGUAACCAGUGACUAAAUAAGAGAAUUCGAAACCCUCUCCUAAUGUCCAACCUGGAGCUAUUCCGUCAUCGUCUUUCUUCUUGAAUUUAUUCGUCGUUUCUGUGUUCUCAGGCCUACCACAUUCAAAAUGUCUGUCGAGAUCCUCACCACGAUUUCCCCCAACACGAACGAACCCAUCAUUACCCGCAAUGGCAUCUCAGCAGAAGACGUAGAGCUCCUGCCACAGACUGCCACGGAUGCAUUCAAGACCUGGAGCAAGACUACACUGGCCGACAGGCAGGCCAUUGUGAAGAAGGCCUUGAAGUGGCUCACAGACCACGAGGAUGAGUUGGCUCUGGAGCUUACCACACAGAUGGGCAGGCCCAUCAACUACACUGGCAAGGAGGUUUCUACGGCUGUCAAGCGAUGCGAGUACCUCCUCAAGAUCAGUGAGGACACCCUAAAGGACACGGAGGGCGAGGCGGAGAAGGGUUUCAAGAGGUUCAUCCGGAAGGUCCCUGUCGGGCCUGUGCUCAUCCUCUUCCCGUGGAACUAUCCUUAUCUCACCUUUGUCAACUCUCUCAUUCCUGCCCUCCUUUCUGGAAACACAGUCAUUGUCAAGCCCUCGCCCCAAACACCAACCGUUGUCGAGCAGGUCCACAAGGCUUUCACUGAAGCUGGCCUGCCAGCAGGCGUCUUCCAGUAUUUCCACUGCGGCUCGCCCACCACCAUCGAGGCUAUUGUUCGCAAUCCACUAGUGUCCUUGGUGUGCUUCACUGGCUCGGUGGCCGGAGGUCUAGCCGUCCAGAAAGCUGCCUCAGAUCGUGUUGUUGGUGUUGGCCUGGAACUCGGCGGAAAGGACCCUGCAUAUAUCCGCGACGAUGUGGACAUUGCAUGGGCGGCGGAGGAAAUUGUUGAUGGUGCUGUGUUCAACUCCGGGCAGAGCUGCUGCUCCGUCGAGCGUGUCUAUGUCGACGAGAAGGUUUAUGACAAAUUCGUCGAGGCCGUGCAGGCCGUGCUGAAGGGCUACAAACUGGGCGACCCUUUCGACAAGAGCACACAUGUCGGUCCAGUUAUUUCCAAGCGAUCCAAGGAGACUAUCGAGGCGCACAUCAAGGACGCGCUGGACAAGGGAGCCAAGGAUGCCACGCCCAAGAACGAGACUUUCAGCAACCCUCCGCCCAAGGGCAACUUUGUCAAGCCGACGCUGCUGACGGGUGUCACCCAUGAGAUGGCCGUCAUGACAGAGGAGACUUUCGGCCCUGUGAUUCCCGUCAUGAAGGUCAAGAGUGACGAGGAAGCCGUCAAGCUCAUGAACGACAGCGACUUUGGUCUGACCGCCAGCAUCUGGACCAAGGAUACCGCCAAGGGCUACGAGCUGUGUGAGCAGGUCGAGGCCGGCACUGUCUUUGUCAACCGCUGCGAUUUCCCAAGCCCGGAUCUCGCCUGGACGGGCUGGAAAAAUUCAGGCAAGGGGCAGACACUGAGUCGUUUUGGAUUCGACCAGUUCGUGAAGCUAAAGAGCUAUCAUCUGAAAGAUUACCCCAAAUAACUGAGAUGAGACUAAGAGGCGGCGCUGAAGGUGUUGGUGAAGCAAGGGGUGGCCGCAACCGGAAGUUGAAGACCAAGCCGCAGCGCACGAGGUGUAUCAAACUCAUCUCUCAUCUGCUCUCCCUUCGUCUACCUGAUUGCCGUCCCGACGCGCUAGAAAAUCAAUUAAAGUAGGACGCGUUCCUCGCGUGAAUUCCUG
This is a messenger RNA of Cryphonectria parasitica EP155, 1745 nucleotides long. Its product is annotated as aldehyde dehydrogenase. The record is from RefSeq and is a predicted model, not a curated record. The transcript is spliced from 3 exons. The coding region runs from base 144 to 1547 and encodes 467 amino acids. Gene Ontology annotation, molecular function: aldehyde dehydrogenase (NAD+) activity. NCBI's taxonomy places the organism in Eukaryota, Fungi, Ascomycota, Sordariomycetes, Diaporthales, Cryphonectriaceae.